This is a messenger RNA of [Torrubiella] hemipterigena, 1530 nucleotides long. The record is from the annotation of a GenBank genome assembly. Lineage: Eukaryota; Fungi; Ascomycota; Sordariomycetes; Hypocreales; Clavicipitaceae.
AUGAGCUUCUAUAACAGCGGACAAAUGGAUGACGACCUGUUUGGUUCUACCAACCAAGUACCCAACAUCCCAAUGGCCUUUCCAACAGCAGAUGUCAUUCAACCUCCAGCACCACGAGCGCCACAGCCUAACAGACCCCAAUUCACCUACGACAACAUCCUCAAUACGCCACAAGCUUUUGGGGCCUUGGAGCCCGCAUCUUCAAAGAAGUCCACAGCUUCAAAGAAGUUCACAGCUUCAAAGAAGUUCACAGCUUCAAAGAAGUUCACAGCUUCAAAGAAGUUCACAGCUUCAAAGAAGUUCACAGCUUCAAAGGAGCCCGCAGCUCCUAAGAAUACCAGCCCCAGAGACAUAAACCGCACCUACACGGCCACCGCAACGCGAACCCCAAGCCGUCAAGUUGUCCCGCGCAUCACACUUGGCGGCCUCAACAUCGACGACACCAACCUCGGCGUCCCUCCCAGUAUCCCCACCACCGACGCCACGCGUAGAAAGCUCAUCCUCCAGAAACAGCUAGACUUUACCAGAGACAACCCUCCCGUUCUGCCAGCCACGACGAUCCCCGAGGCCAAAGCACGGCCCAACGUGCCGCGACAGCUUGACGCAGCCAAGCGAGCCGAGGGCCUUGCCCAAGUCGGUCGAGCAUGGAACAACAAGUCGGCGCAGCGUAGCCGAAUGAUCAAGAAGGAAGCCCUGCAGAAUGCGGAGCGGCUCUUUGUCGAGACUGCCACGCAGAAUCUCUGGCUGCGCCUACGCCUUGCUACCGAGGGCGUCGACGCCGUGGUCGAGUGGGAGGCGACAGACCAGCGUGUUCGGGAUGCGCUGGACCGCCAGAUUGGCGACUACAUCCGGCCCGUGAAAGAGGAGCGCACGCGGGAGUACAAGGCGCGCGAAAAGGCGAAGCGUAUCAAUCGGAACCGGGAGCGCGCAGCGCAGGACAUCAAGCCUCUGACUGAAGUAGAACUUAAGGAAUGGUCGACGAUGCUGGCGGCCGAGAUGAAGACUAACGCGUUUAGUCUGCGAACUGGUAGAGGUGUGCGCCAGGGCAGAGUUGAGAAGGCGACGGCCAAGCCCAAGCAACGAACGCGAAUCAACGUGGCGAAUCUCGUGCAAGAUGAGGAGCCGCCUAAUAUGGAAGGGUCGAGGGUUUCAGAGGAGCGAGACCUAUUUAGUGAGGAUGGAGGAGAUGAACAGGAAGAAGAGGAGGAGGGCGGUGUGGAGGCCUACGGCGAGGAUAUUCCUAUUGAUCCGGAGCUUUUGACGUCUGCAGAAGGGCCGAUGUCGUAUAGCCAUGAUCAGUUCGCGCGGUAGUCAUUGCAAGAUAUAGUGAUUUGGUUUGCGAGUGAGGUGGGUGAGAUGAGGUAGGUAUAGUUCCAAACUGGGGACGUUCCCAAAGAAAAUAGGAGGAUUAGUUGUAAGCGGCGUAGACGGAAGAGCAUAUGCUUCGCUAGGCGAUAGAACUGGCAUAGGAACACGGCUGCAAAUGGGCUAUGAGAUGGCUUCAGGUGAAGUAAAAGAAACGUCUAUAAG